This is a messenger RNA of Abrus precatorius (Indian licorice), 1200 nucleotides long. RefSeq names its product proteasome subunit alpha type-4. Gene Ontology annotation, cellular component: proteasome core complex, alpha-subunit complex; nucleus; proteasome core complex. The record is from RefSeq and is a predicted model, not a curated record. The coding region runs from base 149 to 901 and encodes 250 amino acids. Gene Ontology annotation, biological process: ubiquitin-dependent protein catabolic process. Lineage: Eukaryota; Viridiplantae; Streptophyta; Magnoliopsida; Fabales; Fabaceae. The transcript is spliced from 2 exons.
GAAACGUGAGAUUUCGUGGCGAAAGGGUAAUUGGAGUGUUGAAUUGAAUCCCGUUUCCAACCUUACACACUCCUCGCUUUGUUUCCACUUUCCAAUCCAUCGUUGCUUACCCUUCACCUCUCCCUCCGAUUUCGUUACUCAGAUCAAAAUGUCUCGAAGAUAUGAUAGCCGUACAACAAUCUUCUCCCCCGAAGGACGUCUUUACCAAGUAGAAUAUGCAAUGGAGGCUAUUGGGAAUGCUGGUACCGCAAUAGGGAUCUUAUCGAAAGAUGGGGUUGUGCUGGUUGGUGAAAAGAAGGUUACGUCCAAGCUGCUGCAAACCUCGACUUCCACUGAGAAGAUGUACAAGAUUGAUGAUCAUGUUGCAUGCGCAGUGGCUGGGAUAAUGUCUGAUGCCAACAUCCUAAUCAAUACAGCUAGGGUCCAAGCACAACGCUACACAUAUGCGUAUCAAGAGCCCAUGCCAGUUGAGCAGUUAGUUCAAUCUCUUUGCGAUACUAAGCAAGGAUACACCCAAUUUGGCGGUCUUCGACCUUUUGGAGUCUCAUUUUUGUUUGCAGGAUGGGACAAAAAUUUUGGCUUUCAGCUUUACAUGAGUGACCCUAGUGGAAAUUAUGGUGGUUGGAAAGCUGGAGCUAUUGGUGCGAAUAACCAGGCAGCACAGUCAAUACUAAAACAGGACUACAAGGAUGAUAUCACAAGAGAAGAAGCAGUGCAACUUGCAUUGAAGGUUUUGAGUAAAACCAUGGACAGCACAAGUCUGACCUCAGAAAAGCUUGAACUUGCAGAGGUUUAUCUGUCACCAUCUGGAAAAGUCAAGUAUGAAGUUUGCUCACCAGAGUCCCUGACUAAGCUACUGGUUAAGUUUGGUGUGACCCAACCUGCAACCGACACUGCCUAGCUUGCUGUUACAUAAUUGGUGCAGUUUGAUUAUGUCUGUCUUAUUAUUCAUUUGCUGUGUUUUAGGCAUUAGAUAGCAGAUAUUGGCUCAAACAUAUUUCAAGCGUGAACAUUUUGCCUUUUGGUAAUGCUAAUGGCUAUUUAGUUGGUACGUCUUGUUAGAUUUUUAAUGCAGAUCGAUGGUACUUUGUCCCAUUUGGUUAACCACAGUAUUUGCAAUGUUUUGGAGUAGUCAUUUUUAAAUUCAGGUUAUAUGAUCAACCUAUCAGCUUACAAGCAUUUUCGAAGUUUAGGGCUGUU